Messenger RNA from Caenorhabditis sp. 36 PRJEB53466, 2069 nucleotides. NCBI's taxonomy places the organism in Eukaryota, Metazoa, Nematoda, Chromadorea, Rhabditida, Rhabditidae. The record is from the annotation of a GenBank genome assembly.
AUGAGUCGGGUACGGAAAGGACACAAUUACGAGCGUGUGGAGACCCGUUUCAGCCGGGAAACGAUCGAAAAUCUAAAGCCAAAAACGGUUUUCAACGAUAAAUGGGUGAUUCUGAAGAAUGUGGGCGCGCGCGGAGGCGCCCAUUGCUACGACGUGUGCGACCAGAAAGUCAGCGAAUUUGUGAGUAAAUUUUUCGCAAAAAACUGGAAAAUUGAUUUUUGAAUUAAAAAGAAAACGUUCAGGGAGUGUUGUACGUCGAAAUCGGCGACGACGGAAUGAGCUCGCUGGCGAAUCAGGUGGAAUUCUCGCACAAACAAUACUCUCUGGGCAAUUCGCACCGGUUUACGAGUGUUCUGGACUGCGGACUCAUCAACAAUCACGUCUACUUCAUGGUCCUUCAGAACAGACCCGGACCCACUCUUAAAGUAUAAAUGUUCUCCGAAAAUGUGUAAAAUCCGUGAAACACGAUAUUUCAGGCUCUUCUGGAAGCGGCGCCGUCGGCCCAAUUGGCCCCUACGACCGCCGCGUUCAUCGCCAUCGAUCUGAUCAGCACCGCCGAACUUUUGGCCUCUACCGGCUACGUUUUACGCAAUUUCGACGCGAAACAGUGGAAAUUCGACGUCAAAUCCAGAAUGUUCUAUUUAGCCGAUAUCACUGAUGUUUAUUGUUGUUUUUCUGCGAAAAAUGUGUGAAUAUUGAGUUUAGGUGACCGUAAUCUCGGAUAAACGGUAUUGUCCUGUCACGAAAGCGUAUCUGGACAGCGCCGAAACUAUGGAUUUGCACUGGAAUUCCGACGAUUUGACCUAUGCGCCCAUUUCGUUCAUCGUCAAGGGACCAGGUGCCGGUUUUACACAAAAUUUGUAUAGUUGUACGAUUGCUUUCAUCAGAAAAAACAGAAAGCAAAAUUAUAGAUUUUUGGGGAAUUUCAAUUAAAACUUUCAGCGCACCGAAUGUCGGAACUCGACAUGAUUGAAUCGUUGAUUUGUGUGAUUUACGAGCUGUCGCGCAUCAAACUUCCGUGGAAAAACUCGCCAAAUCUGCAGAAAACGCUCGAACUGAAGGAGGAAUUCGUGAUUUCCCUUCCGGAACACGUUGAAAAGUUCGAGACGGAAGUGGAGGGAUGGCUCGAUACGGCGUCAGUUUUUCCGAAGAUUUCUGCCGUAAAAUUGAUCGUUUUUAGGCUGAGAAAUGUGAUAGAAUAUCUGAAAUUGGCGAAGGAAAUCCAGGAAAGACUGGAGAAAUUGCCGGUCCGGGACGGUGCUUGGUGCCCGAACGGAGCACGCGCCGGAGCACUUCUUUCCGCGGUUCGCCACUAAAAUUUCCGGAUCGAAUGCUGUUUUUAGGUGAAAUAUCGUGAAAUAUUGGAGGAUUUUCAAAAAGUGGUAAAUUGCGGACGACCGAUUUGGAGCCAACAUUGGCGAGAUGUGAAAUUGGAUUGGGAUAAGGAAAUUGUGCAUACUGUAGGUCCAUUUUGCUAUUUUUCGCUCUAUCCUUUCAAAAUUGCCUUGUUUCCGGACAGAAUAUUGUAAAAAUUACAGUCUUGCACGCAAAAACCAGCGUUUUCAAGUAAAAGUUUCAACUUUUUAAAGCGUUCAAAAAAUUGCUCGCUUUUCCGACCAACUUACUUCUCAAAAAGAAACAACGUCAAAUUCCAGCCCAAAUCGCUCAGAACCAUCCGGAAUCUGGAAAAACGUGAGGCUGCUCGGGAAGUGGCUCAGGAGCUGGACCGACUCCACGGAUCACGCGCGCACUAUUCGAUUAUGAUGGAACACGCCGACGCAGAGGUCCGAAAUUGUCUCUUGCAGAAAUUUGGAGCCAGAAACCGUUUGUUCAGAUUGGAUUGAACACAGUUCUGAUACAAAAAUACCUGGAUGGUGCGCCGGGCGAAGCGGAUUUGGAGGAUAUGCCCGAAGAAGUGGCAGUGAUAAGGAAGCGGACGAGAAAGGCGAAAAAGACGAAGAAAAGCGAGGAAAACGAUGUGAAAUUGAAGGUGGAGAGCGGAGAAGAAGAGGGUCAGUUUAUUCACAGGUCUUCAGGAGAAACAAAUGUAUGUAUACGUGGCAAAGUGA